Oldenlandia corymbosa var. corymbosa is the source of this 3203-nucleotide messenger RNA. The record is from the annotation of a GenBank genome assembly. NCBI's taxonomy places the organism in Eukaryota, Viridiplantae, Streptophyta, Magnoliopsida, Gentianales, Rubiaceae.
AAAAAAGUUCCUUUUUGUUCCCUAAUUUUGCCCACAAAAAGCUCCUUCAAUCCAAAAAUGUUUAAUUAAUUUGUUGUAAAAAAAGAAAAGGGUUAUAGUACUCGAGAAUGUAUAUAAUAGUACUAAAUUGGAAUUAUUUUCCGAUGGGUGAGUGAUAUUCCAUAUGAAUUUUUUCUUAAUUAGGGGCAGAUGUAAGAGAGAAAUCAUCAUUUUUGCAAGAAACCCGGGAACCAAAUAACCCGACCCAAUUCCUCGUGCCAUAUUUCAUUUUUCACACACACACACACACACACACACACAGUAAACAACAGCUCACCGGCAGUUUGUUUUGUGAAAAAACCCAAAAACCCCGAGUUCGUCAAUUAGGGCUUUUGAAGCAUCGCUACUUCAAACCCAAACAAACAGCCGUUCCUCGUCAGUCAUUCUUUCUUCGGAGAAGAGAAAUGUGGCGAUCAAUGAGGCUAGCGCGGAAAGCUUUUCUCGGUUCCGCAUCUAAAUUUCGAGCUCCGCAGCACCACGCUCGUAAUCCCCAGGUACUCCAGUCUUAUCAUGAGAGUUUGCUGCCUCCUUUAGCUGCUUCUUGUUAUCAUUACUCCCAAUUAUCGCAUUUCACUUCACGGGUUUCUUUUCAAUCGCGUUUUGAUCGGAACCCGAGAUUUUAUUCGUCAGACCCAUACCCUGAAGAGGACGAACUUUUCACUGAGAAACCCAUUGUUGAUUCUGGAAAUGGUUUGGAUGAAAAUCUUUUUGGGGCUAACGAUAAUGGCUUUGAUGAUGGCAAUGCUGGUGUUUGGUCUGUGGAUUCAAGUUUAGAUUUUAGUAGUGAGUCUGUGGGAGAAAUUGAAAAAUUUGAUGUUGUGGAGGGUGAAGAUGAUAACGUUUCUGUUUCUGACGUUCCGAAUAACACUGAUGCAAUAGAGGAUAUGGUACAGAAAUUGGAAGAUUUAUUGUCUUUGCUUCAGAGUAGUGGUAGUGACAAGUCUUUAGAAUCUUGUCUUGAAGGUCUGGAUUUGGUAUUGAAUGAAGAUUUUGUUUUGAGGGUGCUUGAAACCCCUUUAGUUCCGGGAGAGAGUUUAAUUGAGUUUAUCCAAUGGGGUUUCAAGAAAAAUGAAGAUUUGGUAACUAAAAAGGUUAUAGAUGCCCUUGUUGGAGCCAUAAGCAAGGAAUUAAUUGCUAGAAAUUCUUAUGCCUUGUGGGAUCUGGUGAAGUAUGCUGGAGGGAAGGACUUGGGGAUUGUUAGUACUGAAACUCUCAAUGAGUUGCUGUCCUUGUUUUCGAGGUUGGGUAAAGGGAAAGUCGCCUUUGAGGUUUUCAACAAGUUUGAGGACUUUGGUUGUGUCCCAGAUGCAGAUACCUAUUAUUUCACUAUUAGUGCUCUUUGUAGGCGGAAGUUGUUUGAUUGGGCCUGCUCUGUGUGUGAAAAGAUGGUAAGUGCAGAUAAAUUGCAAGAAAGUGAUAAAGUUGGGGAGAUUAUUUCUCUUCUUUGCAAAGGAAAUAGACCAAAAGACGCUCAUAAUGUCUAUCUGUGGGCGAAAGAGAGGAAGAUGGAUACCUCACGGUCUUUAAAUUUCUUAAUAAGCUCGCUGUGUAAAAUAAACAAAAUGAUGAGUGAGGUUCAGACUCUUGCAAAGGAGACCCAUUCUCCCUCUCAAUAUGAAGCCGUUGAAGAAGAAGAGAAAGAAUGUAUCCAUUUGGCUUUGAAGAUGCUGGACGAUUUUCCCGAGAAAGAACGAACAUAUGCCAUCAAACCAUUUUCUUCUGUCUUUGUGGGAUUAUGUAGGAUGAGAGAAUUUGAGGGGGCACAGAAGUUGCUUUUCCAGAUGAUGGAAUCAGGCCCACCUCCUGGACAUGGGAUCUUCAAUACAAUCAUUACUGGCCUUUCCAAGGCUGGUGAACUUGAAGAGGCAAGGAAGAUGUUGAAAAUCAUGGAAGAUAGGGGCCUAAAACCUGAUGUUUACAGCUACACAGUCAUUAUCAGUGGUUAUGUAGAGGGUGGUGAAAUGGAGGUGGCUUGUGAAGUCUUUCAUGAAGCCAAAAAGAAGCAUUCCAAGCUAAGUUCUGUCACUUACCAUUCGAUGAUUCGAGGGUUCUGCAAGCUAGAACAAUUUGACAGAGCCUUGGGGUUGUUGGAGGAUAUGAAGAAAUCUGGUGUUCGCCCUAAUGCUGAUGAGUAUAAUAAGCUGAUUAAAUCUGUUUGCAUGAAGGAUUUAGAUUGGAAAACAGCAACAAAGCUACUGGAAGAGAUGGUGGAGAUGGGAUUGCAUCCAAAUGAGAAAACAAAAUGUCUUGUCAGGGCAGUUAAAGAGUUACAAGAGGAAACCACAGAAAGCCAAGCAGUAGAGGCAGCAGUAUAAGUUAGCCCUCUCUUUCUACAAUUGAAGCUAGGGUUUGAUCCAGGCACGCUGCUGUGUUCCGGAAACACUUUCGUCAUUCUUGUUGUCCCUGUUUCUGUGCCACAUAGAAAGAGAGAUGUCCACUAGACUAGAGCAUAACGGCCUUAGCAUUGGCUUUGAAAAAUUGUACUCACUUGAAACUCGUUUUAUGUUGCUGUCGCAAAUUUUUCCCUAGAGUAGCUUUACACAGUGAGUUAAUAGUCAGAAAUGUAGCUUUUGAGGCAACAGAGAAAGGUCUUAGACAUUCUAGUCCCUUCGGCCUGGUAAUCAUCAAUGAUUGCCAUGUUUUUCAUGAAGUUGAGAGGUGCGGAAACAUUUUCUGUUGAUGUUAUUCUUAUUUUACUAGCAUUGGUACGUUAAAAUGGGCAAUUUAUCAGAGAUGAGUCCAUGAGGUUACAUUAUCUAGCAGUUAAGUAGCUGUCACCUAGUUCCUGCAACUCCCAAAGGGGAAAGUGGCAGAAAAGUCUAAUUGGAAACGCAGACUUCCAACUUGACUUGUGAAUCUGCUUGGUUGUUCACCUUCCUUGUUCUUGUGUAUAGAUGGGAAACAAAGCAAUGGUGGUGAAAUAAUUCCACUAGUUACCAAUGUGUUUUGUUAUGUAUAUUGUAUUGUCAAAAUUUAAUAGGCUGCCUGCCUUUCCUUUAUACUUGAUGGGAUAAAUUUCCCAUUCUAAUUACAUGGGAACAUCUUGUCUACUUACUAAGCAGGUCAACUUGAGUUGGCCUGUGAGAUAUGUGAACCAUUGAGGUUUGGUUUAGUGGAGUACUUUACACUGGAAGAAGCAAAGAAUGCACUUGAUGGCCUGUCCA